AUGCUCACGUUUGUCCAACAAGAACACUUGAUUGAUCUGAUCAAGAAACAGAGAUGCGUGUGGGAUUCCUCCGACGAUGGCGACGUUGAAUUUGCCUGGACGGCGAUCAGUCGCCAAUUCAAUAAAAAGUAUAAGACCAGGAAACUAGGUUUGAUUAUUUUUCUAUUUUUUUCUAGAUAUUUUGAUGGUAUUUUAUAGAGUUCACUUUAAAUUACAAUUUCUACUUACAAAUUUGGGUUUCGAUAUUCGAUUUGUAGAUUUUUUUCAUGCUGUAUUAGUAUCAUUUCUCCAAAUCUUUUUAUGGGAAGUCAUAAAAAUGUUUUUUUCCAGGCGAUGAUCUUGCUGAUGAAUGGGCCGCCAUAAAAAAAGAAGUUUUUGAAAUGGAAAAAUGUUCCCUGAGACCCACGUUCGCCCUCGUUAUUGGCGAGAACUUAAAUUUCUCGACAAGACGUCGUGAGUUGAUCUUUAAAAAAAAAUAAAUUAAUUUUCAAUUUUAGAACAGCGCAAAAAAAGGGACCCGUCCCCUGUCGAAGAAAUGGAAGAUUUAGGUAGGUUUCGAUUAAAUGAAGUGCUUUAAUUAAUAAAAAAAUUUGUAUAUCAGGAAAUUUCGUAUACGAUAUUUAUCUACUUUUGAAAUUUUUUUAGGGAAGUAGUGCAUGAAUAAUAAAAAAUCCGUUUGAGAUCGAGUUCUAUUCGAAAAGAUUAUUUUCAUUCAUUUAUAAAAACUUACUGAUACUCCAAAUAUCCAUCGCGUCAGUUUCCGUUGUACCGCCCUCACAAGUCUUUUUUCCCUCUUUUUCAAUGUUCAACUACGUAAAAUCUUGGAAACUUCAACUUCUCGCUCAAAAUUUAUUUUUUGAAGUCUAUUAGUUAUCAACAAUCUGUGAAUGAAAGUUUAUGAAGCAGGGGACAAAAAUUGGAUCGAGUUUCAUUCAAAGUUUCAUUUCAUUAUUUAUCAGAACUUACUGUUUUCAGAAAUGGAGAUGAGCCAAUUUGGAAUAGUCCCUACUGAUGCCCACCUGGAAAAUUGAGCCGGACUAAUAAAUUGGUGAGUAUUAUGAAGUGUAAAGCAUCAUUUGAAGAAAUUCACGAACUUUCAUUAUUAAAAUUCUUUUUUUUCAGGUCUCUUUCGCGAACGUCCGCCAUUUUCUUCUGCUUUUGCAUCGAUUUAAUUAUAUUCUUACUUUUAUCCACCUAUCCACAUGUUUUCGUAGCCAUAUUUUACCAUCGUCCUGUUUCUAGAAUUUUUUUUUAAUUCAUAGAUAAAAUCAUUUUGAACAAUUUGUUGUGCAUGGAAGUCCAUCUUACACAGUAGCUAUUGCAAUAAUUGAGUUGAAGUUUCUUUUUUUUUAUCAAUUGGCGUUAUUCAAAUGAUGAAUAAUGAUGAUAUAAUAAAGACUUUAUAGAAAUUCUUAUAUUAGGUUGUUUACUAAAUUUCUUUCUUUUUGAAACACUCUUCUGUUGAAAAAGUAUGAAUGAAAGCUCGAUAUUCUGAGCUCUUAAAGAUUUCCUGUGAUUUCCCUCAAGAUGUCGUUUUGUUUACUUACAGUAACACUGACCUACUUUCUCCUCUUUCCUCUCCUGGAGGUAGAAAAGUUCAGUAGCCGAAUCCGCGCGUGGCGUCCCUUUUUUGCAGUUCCUCUUGUGUUGCCGCGGCGGCGACUCCUUGCAACUCACUCCUCCUACAGGACCCCCGAGCUUUUUUUCGGCUCCAGACGGCUGAACUUGGACUUAUCCGGACAAUGACGGACCGCCCCUUGUCAUUUCGACAGUCACACGUGCUACUGAGUAGACGCCUUCCAAGGACCAACUUCUGCUUCUAUCAUGACCAAGACGAUGAAGAAGACCGGAAAGAAGACCGAGAAGCGCAACAACGAUCCCGACAUGACUGAUGAGCAGGUUCUUUUUAUUAUCUUAUUUCUUAGAUUUCAAUCAACUGUGUUCAGUUUGAGUUAUAGAAAACCUAAAAAAAAAUUUUUUUUUUGUCUGACUCCGCUAAGUUUUGUGUUAUGUCCGUGGAAUCGGAAACGCAAUCAAAAUCUAAGAAUCUUUUCGAAUAUCUCAAGUAUCGUUUCUGGUCAAAAAGGACUUCAGGUUGACGCAGUCUUUAUCAGAAGACCCCUUUCAAGUUAAUCUUGGCUCAUUAAUUGAAAUUUCAUUUUACAGAUCGCUCAAGAUGAGGAAUUUUUUGCGAACUGCACUCCGCAGGAGGAGUUGGAAGUUCUCGACGAGUUCCUCUCGACUCUUCUGCCAGAUAACUUGUGGGAAAUCGUCAUGGACAACUUCUACGUUGUACAUACGCGUCUUACCAACUUGGCUCGUCAUGGACAUUGAAGAAAAAGUAUCUCAUUCAUCAAAAGUGUCAUAUUCUUUUACCAAUAUUGUUAAAGAUCCUUUAGUUUUUUUUUCUUUAUCAUAAAAUCCUUUGAAAUCAUUGCGCAUUUCUUGUUGAUUUUUUGAUUGUUUCGAUGAGAAUUUAUAAUAAAAAAAAUUCAAGCUUUUCUCUGAGUUUAAAAAUCGCAGAAGGAUAGAAAUAUCAUAAAGAGUUUCAUAAAAGUUUCUAGCUCUGAAACUUUUUAGUUCAAUAGUUUCUAAGUAGUUUUUGAUGUUCAAUGCGAUGCGAAACGGUAAAAGUUGGAUUGUCUAUUGAUCCCUAGCUUGAGACAAAAGGAAGAUAAAACACACAAAAACUCCAUUUCAGUGCUUUUCUAGCAAGUGAUUUGACGAUAAAAACUUUCUGAAACCGGCAAUAAGUUGAAAAAAUGAUAAUAAAUUUGCAUCUAAAAUAUUCGCAAAUUUCAACCAACUUUAAAAUAAUUUUGAUUUCAACGAGAACCUUCCUGCCAAGUUGAAGGUCAACAAUUGAGAAAAACCAAAAAAAGACACGAAAAGAAAAAAAUGUCAUUUUUUUUUCAGGUUUUAGUGACAAUAAAAAUUCUUCCUGUUUAUUUGGCCCUACUCCUUGCUUGAAAGUUAUAAUGAAAACUUUUUUUUCUCUUGCUUUCUGUAUUCUGUAAAGACGUCUUUGAAUAUUCGCAUCAAGAGAAAAAAAAUUAAAAAAUUCAAAUUAAAUUUCGAUAAUCUCAGGUUUUACUGGGAGAUUUUACUGGUACUAUCGAAAUCAAAUUUUCGAAGAAAUUGACAAAAAUUUUUCAAUAUAAAGGAUCACUUUCUUGCUAAGUGAGAGUUAACUCGCCUUACUUCAAACAAGUCGAAAAAAAUAUUAGAGAAAGGAAACUUUUCGGAGAGAUUAUUAUAUAAAAUUAACAUUUUUUUCUGCUUAUUUGGCUAUACUUACCCUUGCAAAAAAAUAAAAAAAUAAAAACUUUCAUUUUUUUGCCCAUUGCGUCGCUGGCUGUGUCGAGAUGCCUUUGUAAUACUGUCUCGAGAUCAUGAAUGAACUAUAAAAAAGGCCUUAGAAUAAUACUGCCUCGAUUUCAUGUCGUCUAUGCGUUUCAACGCUUCAUGCGCUUGCCCUCAAGAUAUCUUUUUGUUUGCUUACAGUAACACUGACCUACUUUCUCCUCUUUCCUCUCCUGGAGGUAGAAAAGUUCAGUAGCCGAACCCGCGCGUGGCGUCCCUUUUUUGCAGCUCCUCUUGUGUUGCCGCGGCGGCGACUCCUUGCAACUCACUCCUCCUACAGGACCUCCGAGCUUUUUUCGGCUCCAGGCGGCUGAACUUGGACUUAUCCGGACAAUGACGGACCGCCCCUUGUCAUUUCGACAGUCACACGUGCUACUGAGUGGACGCCUUCCAAGGACCAACUUCUGCUUCUAUCAUGACCAAGACAAUGAAGAAGACCGGAAAGAAGACCGAGAAGCGCAACAACGUUCUCGAGAGGACAGAUGA
This is a messenger RNA of Caenorhabditis auriculariae, 3849 nucleotides long. NCBI's taxonomy places the organism in Eukaryota, Metazoa, Nematoda, Chromadorea, Rhabditida, Rhabditidae. The record is from the annotation of a GenBank genome assembly.